Messenger RNA from Verticillium nonalfalfae, 552 nucleotides. RefSeq lists its product as uncharacterized. The record is from RefSeq and is a predicted model, not a curated record. The transcript is spliced from 3 exons. Lineage: Eukaryota; Fungi; Ascomycota; Sordariomycetes; Glomerellales; Plectosphaerellaceae. Bases 1 to 552 code for a protein of 183 amino acids.
AUGGUCUGUAGACGCGCCGCAAAAGCCCCCAGAGGAGCAGCAGUCGCCAAAGAUCGAGCCCUUGCAGACCUUGCCGUUUUUGCCGCAGCUGCCCCCGCGCCGCAGUGGUCCGUCGACGCUCCACAAAAGCCGCUGGCCGAGCAGCAGUCGCCAAAGGCAGACCCCUUGCACGUCUUCCCGUUGCUUCCGCAGGUGCCGUCCGUAGAGAUAUUAUCUGCUGUAGCACAAGUGCCGAACCCGGACUGGCACCCAGCCCCGCAGUGCGCGGUCGUGCCUCCGCAGAACCCGCUCGAGGAGCAGCAGUCCCCAAAGCUCGAUCCCUUACAAGUGCCAAAGGCGCUCUGGCAGGCUGUGCCGCAAUGGGCGGACGAGUCGCCGCACCAGUUUCCAGACGAGCAGCACGCCCCGAAGGUCGAGUUGGUACAGAUGAACUGGUUUGAGCCUCCGCAGGUACCAUCCGGAGACGCGUCACCGGGUCCGGGUGGCUUCACCGGGGGCGGUGGAGGCGCGUCACAAUUCCCAAAGGUUGGCUGGCUGCGCACCCUUGAUUAG